GCCGGAGCUGGAGAGCCCAGCUGCAGUAGUCACUUUAGCUGCUGUGCAGCCGCCCGACUCUCGUCAGCUGCCGCGGAGUCGCAGCCCGAGCCCGGUCGAGGGGGCUGCGUCCGCAGCCGGGAGCCCACAGCCCGCACCUCCAGCCCGCCCCGGGGCGCCCCAGGCCUCACCAUGGUGAAGGUGACGUUCAACUCGGCUCUGGCCCAGAAGGAGGCCAAGAAGGACGAGCCCAAGAGCGGCGAGGAGGCGCUCAUCAUCCCUCCGGACGCCGUCGCCGUGGAUUGCAAGGACCCAGAUGAUGUGGUACCAGUUGGCCAAAGAAGAGCCUGGUGUUGGUGCAUGUGCUUUGGACUAGCAUUUAUGCUUGCAGGAGUCAUUCUAGGAGGAGCAUACCUGUACAAAUAUUUUGCACUUCAACCAGAUGAUGUGUACUACUGUGGAAUAAAGUACAUCAAGGAUGAUGUCAUCUUAAAUGAGCCUUCUGCAGAUGCCCCAGCUGCUCGCUACCAGACAAUCGAAGAAAAUAUUAAGAUCUUUAAAGAAGAUGAGGUUGAAUUCAUUAGUGUGCCUGUCCCAGAAUUUGCAGACAGUGAUCCUGCCAACAUUGUUCAUGACUUUAACAAGAAACUCACUGCCUAUUUAGAUCUUAACCUGGAUAAGUGCUACGUGAUUCCUCUGAAUACUUCCAUUGUUAUGCCUCCUAGAAACCUGUUGGAAUUACUCAUUAACAUCAAGGCUGGAACUUAUUUGCCUCAGUCAUACCUGAUUCAUGAACACAUGGUUAUUACUGAUCGAAUUGAAAACAUCGACCAUCUGGGUUUCUUUAUUUAUCGACUGUGUCAUGACAAGGAAACUUACAAAUUGCAACGCAGAGAAACUAUUAAAGGUAUUCAGAAACGUGAAGCCAGCAAUUGUGUCACAAUUCGGCAUUUUGAAAACAAAUUUGCCGUGGAAACUUUAAUUUGCUCUUGAACAGUCGAGAAAAACAUGGAGACAAAUUUAAUGCCACAGCAUAACCCCACCCUUUGUAUUUUGUGCAGUGAUUAUUUUUUAAAAUCUUCUUUCAUGUAAGUAGCAAACAGGGCCCCACUAUCUUUUCAUCUCAUUAAUUCAAUUAAAACCAUUAUCUUUAAAAAAUAUUUCCUUCUUUUUAAGUGUGGUGUCUUUUGUAUUUGACUUAGUAAGCGUAUGAAGUCAUAGAUAAUAGUACACUUCACUGUAGAUCUUAAGUAUUAGGAAAAAUUAAAAUUUCUUUAAGUCAUUUAUCUGAAUUUGUAUGUUUUAAUUAUGCAUUUUCAAGAGGAGGGGUUAUAUAAAGAAUAAUCAUAUAUAUGCAUACAUUAAAAUGGACCACAGUGACUUAUUUGUAGUGUUAGUUGCCCUGCUACCUAGUUUAUUAGAGCAUUUAAGCACGCAUUUUUUCCUUUAAUUAAAAUGUGCAGUAUUUUCAUUAUUGCAUUUAACUAUUUAGAGUAUGUUUUCCACUUUGAUGUUUUAAUAUCCUAAGCAUUUGCUGUAAUAAUAUUUUAGAAAAUGUUUGGAAUUUAAGAAAUAACUUGUGUUACUAAUUUGUAUAACCCAUAUCUGUGCAAUAGAAUAUAAAUAUCACAAA
Molecule: messenger RNA, 1612 nt
Organism: Heterocephalus glaber (naked mole-rat)
Lineage: Eukaryota; Metazoa; Chordata; Mammalia; Rodentia; Bathyergidae
Gene: Itm2b
Product: integral membrane protein 2B
Biological process (GO): negative regulation of amyloid precursor protein biosynthetic process
Cellular component (GO): extracellular exosome; Golgi apparatus; plasma membrane
Molecular function (GO): amyloid-beta binding
Source: RefSeq, a predicted model, not a curated record